CGUCUUUCGAGUUGACCAUCGUUCACAAACUUAUAAAGAUUUUGAUAUUGUUAUAUCUGCGCGAUCGAAAUGACCUCGAAGUUUACCCCUUCGCAAGCUGUUGAUAUGUCUAAAGAGAAAGACUGGUCGAUGAACCUCGGGAUGCUUGAUUGGGAUAACACGAGCAUCGUCUUCACCAAGCGCAGCCUGGUCGAGUUCCUCAAAUACACAGGGACUACUGUUGAUACUGGCUUUAGCAAUAUUCAGAAACUGCCUCGAUAUGCCAAAUUUGGCAAGCUAACGAGCACCGAAGAGGAGCUGCCUGAGACAGCCACGAGUCCCACAAUUUCUUCGUCAGAAAUCAACAGACUUCUUGCGGAAGAAUUCACAGAUGAUGCAUUGUCCACUGCCCCGCCGCCAACCGCGACACAGCCAGUUCAAACUAGUUCUCCGGGCAGCCCGGAUGACUUCAAGCCUACGAGACGCGUAAGAACGCAGCCGGGCGGUCAUGACUCUAUUGGCAAUUUGUUCGGAAGCGAACCACCCCAGGCUCAAUUUAUUCCCACUCGCAAGGUGCGACAGCGUCCAGGAGGAGAAGACAACAUCGAAGGGCUUUUCUAAGAGUGAUUUUUUUGCGUGGAUAUACCAAAACGAAAUCGAGAUGUACCAAAGCUGUUUUGUUGUCCAACAACCUGUAGCCAUCAUUAUCAUACUGUUGGUUUUUUAUCUUUAUUGUGAAGGCACGCGCACUAUCGCGUUAUUCUAUGGGCAAGGAUCAAAAAAUAUAAAAUUAUGGUAGCGGCGAGGUUCGAACUCGCGCGGACUUUCGCCCA
Molecule: messenger RNA, 812 nt
Organism: Suillus discolor
Lineage: Eukaryota; Fungi; Basidiomycota; Agaricomycetes; Boletales; Suillaceae
Exons: 10
Coding region: 70-600 (176 amino acids)
Source: RefSeq, a predicted model, not a curated record